Messenger RNA from Coprinopsis cinerea okayama7#130, 2823 nucleotides. The record is from the annotation of a RefSeq genome assembly. NCBI's taxonomy places the organism in Eukaryota, Fungi, Basidiomycota, Agaricomycetes, Agaricales, Psathyrellaceae.
UUGAAUAAAAUUAUCUACAAAUAUAAUCACUAUACUUUCUAUUUAAAGGAAUCCUCAACAUUAAAUAGUAAAUUAUUAAGAAUAGCAAUAGAUAACUUCUGGAAUAAUAGAGUUGGGAGCCUAAUAUGUCCCUAUGGAGAAAAAAUAUUUUAUAUAGGAAUAUUAACAAGGAUAGUUACAUCAACAGGAUUAAUUAAAACACUAGGUAAGAAGAAAUAUAUAAAUCUAUCAGAUAAAGAUAAAAAAAUAUUAUUUAAUUACUUAGAUAAUCAGUUAUCAAUUAAAAUAUCAGGAUACAAUGAUACUUACAUAGAUGAAAUAAUAUUUAGUUAUUGUGUAUUUGAUGGUAAAAUAGAUGUAGAUUAUGAUAAUUUCAUAGAUGAUGAAAAUAAAAUAAUUCAUCAAAAUUAUAGUCACUAUAAAAUACCUAUUGUGCAUCCAUUUGAUAGUUUAAAUAAAUUUGGAAACAUAUUUGCUAUAAAUGAAAAUGAUGAUGGUACAAUUACUACAUUUAUACAAAAUGAUACUAAUAAUAUUUUUAUUGUUAAAACUAAUACAGAUUCAUUUGGAGAAAGAACAAAUUCAGUUAAAAUGUUAAGAAAAGGUCAAGAAGUGUUAGAGUUCAUAGAUUCAUCAAAAAGUGAAAAUGGACAAUUCGUAAGAUCUAUAGGAAGUAGAUUAUAUCACUAUGAAAAUAACGGAACGUUUAUUGCAAUGACACAAGCUAAAAUGAACUAUAAAACUAUAGAUGUUCAGAAAGAAGAUAACGAAAUAGAUAACUUUGCAACAGGUGAUAUUGAAACUUAUAAUAGUGGCGAUUCUAAUAAUACCUUAAUACCUUAUUUAAUAGCAUUUAGAUUAGAAUUAGCUAAUUAUUCAUAUUAUUUAACUGAAUUUAAAUCUCCUAUUCAAAUGUUUAAACAUGCAUUUAAUGAUUUAUUUGAUAUAGCAGAAAGAAAUUUUGGAAGAGGAAAGGGAAGAAACUUAUAUGUUUAUUUUCAUAAUUUAGCUAAUUUUGAUGCUGUAUUUAUAUUAAAAGCUCUAGCUGAAUUAAAUUUAGAAAUAGAUAAUAAUAUGGAUACAGUAUUUAAUAAUGGUAGAUUGAUCUUUAUUAAAAUUAAAAAGAAAAUUUAUUAUGAGGAUGAGGAAGGAAAUACUAGAAGAGCAACAAUUUCAUUAACAUUUUAUGAUUCAUAUCAAGUAUUACCUUUAUCCUUAAGAAAAUUAGCUCAAUUUUUUAAUGGGGAGGAUCAACAAAAAUAUUACUUUGAUUUCAAUAAAGUAAAUAAGGAUACCCUAAUUAAAUAUAAAGAUGAAGCAACUAUAUAUUGUAAACAAGAUUGUAUAGCUUUAUAUGAUGUAAUAAAGAAAUUUAAGAAACUAGUAUAUGAGCAUUUUAAGGUGAAUAUACUAUUAUAUCCUACAAUUUCAUCUAUAGCCUUUGCUGUAUUUAGAGUUAAAUUUAAUAAGAAAAAAUUAAUUCCAAUGAUAGGUGGAGAUAUGUAUAGACAUAUUAAGAAAGCAUAUACAGGUGGAUCUACAGAUAUGUUUGUUCCUUUAUUCUAUAAUAAAAAAUAUAAAGAUGCUUUCUUAAAGUUUAAUAAAGAUAGAAUUAAUUUUAUGAAAUCAGUAGAAGGAUUUAUACCUACACUUACUGAAUGUAAAUCUAAUAAUAUUUUUGGAUAUGAUGUAAAUUCACUUUAUCCAGCAAUAAUGAGAGAUGUUAAAUUACCAUGUGGGGCUAUCACUUAUUUUGAAGGGGAUAUUAGGAAAUUAAAACCUAAAGCAGUUGGUUUCUUCCAUUGUAAAGUAACAGCUCCUAAAUGGUUAAAACAUCCUAUUAUUCAAAUUCAUCAUGAUAAGAGAACUAUUUCACCUUUAGGAAAUUUUGAAGGUAUGUUCUAUAGUAGUGAAAUCGAUAACGCAAUAAAAUAUGGAUAUAAAUUUAAGAUUGAGUGGGGAUAUAUUUUCUCUAAGCAAGAAUAUAUAUUCAGAGAUUUUGUUGAUACCCUAUAUAAUCUAAGAAAAUCAUAUGAGAAAUCACAUCCUAUGAAUCUUAUCACUAAAUUAAUAAUGAAUUCAUUAUAUGGUAGAUUAGGAAUGGAUGAUGAUUUCUCAACUAUAAAAAUACUUAAUUCAAAUCAAAAUCUAAGUUUAAAUUAUGACGCAUCUAAUAAAAAGAAUAAAAUUGAUAUAUACGAUGAAAUACCCUUUACAUUGGAAAAUGGUGAAGAAUUAUUUUUAGUUAGUUAUAAACAUACUGAUAAUUAUAAAAACAUAGAUGUAAAUGUUAAGGUUCAUAAUACUUGUAUCGCUUUAGCAGCUUCAAUCACUGCUGAAUCAAGGAAAUUUAUGUCAGUUCUUAAAAAUAUAGAUGAUAUAACUAUUUUUUAUACAGAUACCGAUUCUUUCUUUAUAAAUUUAUCCCCCUCAGAGUUAAAUAAAGUUAUGAAUGGUAUUGUUGAUAAUAAAGAAUUAGGUAAGUUAAAGUUAGAAUAUGUAAUAGAGAAAGCUGCUUUUUUAGCACCUAAAUGUUAUUAUUUAGUGUUAGAAAAUGGUGAGGAGGUAAUAAAAAUUAAAGGUGUUAAAAAAGAAGCCAUUUUAAAGACUAAAGAAAUGGGUAUAUUAAACUUUGAAAGUUUUAAAAAAUUACUGAAUAAGGAUGGAAGAAUGGUACUAAGUCAGGAAAAAUGGUUUAAAAGCUAUUUAGAAGGAAAAAUAAGUAUCCUAGAUUCCGUGUAUGAAAUAAAACAGACUGAUAAUAAGAGAGAUUUAAUCUAUGAAAAUGAUAUUUGUGUUGGAAGUAAUGGUAAAUAUUUAUAA